Spirometra erinaceieuropaei is the source of this 12729-nucleotide messenger RNA. NCBI's taxonomy places the organism in Eukaryota, Metazoa, Platyhelminthes, Cestoda, Diphyllobothriidea, Diphyllobothriidae. The record is from the annotation of a GenBank genome assembly.
AUGACAAAGGAGAAGCAACGCGAUAACCCGAAAUUCUCGUUUCUUUACGGUGGUGAAUUUUGUGAUUAUUACUACCAUAAGGUUGAAGAGGAGCGUAGUCUAAUUUUGAAGCAGCAGCAACAGUUGGGUCCUGGCGGUCCUAACGUAAGUGACUUGCCAUUUUUGUUAUUAGACACAAAGUUUUAUUUUGUGCGAACAGCGGCAUAUUUUUGACUCCAACUGUUUCCUCUCUCAAGUAUCAGUGGGGAGGGGCUGGUAGAAUGGACCGACACUAUGGUCGGGCGCCGCCAUGGGACGACAGGUCGGGUGGCGGUGUCUCAGCGCCUAACUGGCAGCGUUACGGCUCGCCGUCAGGUGGUGGGCCUCAUGGUUGGCAGCAAUCCCCUGGAGCCUGGUCUCACCCUGCUCCCCCGCCUCCCUGGUGCCCACCAAGACCGGGCGUCAUGGGAACUCCUUCGGCCUAUCCUGGUCCUGAUGGUGUACCCUCCGCCCCGUUUCCACCGCCACCACCACCAUCGCACAUCCCACCUCGCGUGUUUGGAUACCCUCCUCAUCCUGGCUUUCCAAGUAUGCCCACACCAGUCGAUGACGCGAAUUCCUACCAACGACCGCCUGCAUCUCAUUCCUUUAGCGAGGCGGACGUUAAGAAUAGUGAAGAAAAUUUGAAGGCUCAACACGACAGCAUUAUGGAGCAGAAAGCAGAGGCGAUUCGCCGGUGCAUUAAUGAAGCUCGAGAGCAAGCUAUUAAAGCUCAGUGCGACAAAUUGGACGUCUCGUUGCCGGAAAUCAAUAACGUAAGAAAAGUGGGAUAUUUUAUUUAGCAUGCUUCUGGUCGUACUUCAACUCCUCUCUUUUUAUAUUUAACCACAGCUUUACUUACUUUGGCAGUUAUUUGUUUUCUUGAAAAUCAUACAACGGCCGUGUUAAUGACUGUUUUCGAAAGAAGUCCUGCUUUGUUAAUCCUUCUCGCAGAAAUAUGCGAGCAUCAAGGUUUGCCCUUUAAAUAAGUAAUUUAGCCUCGUCGGUGUUGGCCCUUUGUUGCCCUCCCACCCUGCCGAUGAGAAAAAUUGGAUCUAGCUCAUGCCUCGGCCAAAAUUGUUACGAACCAGCAGCUCACUAUGCAGCAUUUUUUUUCCAGUAGACACCUACCAAAAUCUGGCCUUCUAUUGUGUUUGAAACCAUUAAAGAAGUACAGUUUUCAGCUGCAGCAAUUAAGGGUCAGCUUUUGCCUCUUGACUCCAUGUGAACUUGCCAUUUCACAUUCUCCUCAAUUGUCGGACACUUAUAAGUAGAUAGGGAUUGUAGAAAUAUCCUAUUCUUAACUGCGUCUUAGUUAUAGGAAUCAAUUCACAUCAAGGGAUAUUUCUUGCAGAAAUAAUUUUACACUCAACUGCCAUUUAGCGGCAAUUUUUUAAACGCAAACUGUAGGAAACGGGGAGGUCGUAAACUUAUGCCACCGAGCGGAGUCUGAGAGGAGGAGAUAUUGAUAAAUCGCAUAGGUGGUUGAACUCCUAGCCGGGAAGACGGGCUGCCCGUUAGCAUAGCUGCUUGCUACCCGGCGCGUCCACAGGUGGCAGAUAAUGGAAGGGCCCUCAGUGAAGGCUAGCGGAGAAAUAAGUGGAUCCAGGCCUGACGAAUAAGCAGUCGCGGACCAGCAGCGACAGUGCUACCUGGGUGCGGAGGGCUGAUGUCUGGAGCACUGAAAGCCUUAUAAAAAACGCCGCAAAACCAGAUGACGACACUGUGACAUGACGAUCGCGGACCGCCAUAAGUUUGUUUGCCGCCUCUGCCUUGUGGUUAGGCUUUUAAGCCAAAGCCCUCGAGGAGACAACCUCAAACAAACAAUUUGAGCGGCUGUUGGGGACCCGCCUGUAUCCGAAAUUCCUAAAAAAACCUCAUGAAAUAUGUGCAGUAUCACGACCCAUGCUACAGCGUCCGCGGGAACCGACGCGCCCCGGAACCUUGGUCCAAUGUUGCGGGCGAAUAGUAUUCGAGCUGGACAACUCAAUCGGAGACGGACUCUUGAUAGUGGAUUCUGGAAUGUACGAAUGUUACUGGACCCUGGUACCCAAAGUCUGACCAUGCGCAGCUUUAAUCGGUACAAUGUGAAUGUCUGCUGUCUGUAUGAAGUUCGAUUUCCUAACUCAGGCCCUCGAGAAAUAAAGAUUCCUGGAAUCGGCUCACACUUCACCCUAUACCACACCGGCUCACGCGACUUUUCUGGCAGACACGGUGUGGCAAUCGCUGUCUCGAAUCAAACGGACCUCGCAUGCUUGGGAACCUAUCAAUGACCGUAUGACCUACAUACAAAUGAAGGGUCACUUCACCAACAUCUCCCUUGUCUCUGUGUACGCACCACCUUCAGCAGCAAAACAGCACGAUAAAGAGGCGUUUUACUCGCAGCUUCAAGCGUUAGUUGACAGACACCCUCGCCGUGAUCUACUGAUUGUUGCUGGAGAUUGGAAUGGUCGGACUGGACCCGACGACUCCAUAAAUAGUCAUCUUAUUGGCCGCUUUGGGCGUGGUGCUCGAUGUGAAAAUGGCGAGAGAUUGCUGAGCUUCGCUGAUCAGAUCCGACUUCUUGUCAUCAGCACGUGCUUCCAGCAUCGCAAGAAACAUCUGCUGACCUGGUAUUCAAACGACGGUCAUACGGCCAGCCAGAUUGACUACAUCCCAGUCAACUCAAGAUUCCGCAGCUGGGUUCACGAUAGCAGAGCGAUGCGUGGUGCGGAGAAUGGUAACGCCCAUGGGUCCGACCAUGUCCUCGUUCGUACACACUUGAAAGUUCGCCUCUCACCCGCGCCAAAAGUGCCUCGUCCUAGACGCCUCGAUUUCAAAAAACUCUGGCACGGUCCUGUUUUACGACCCGAGUCGACAGUGAAGGCAGUAACCAGUGGUCGUCACCGAAAACAUCAGUCUAUGGGACAGCUGAUAAUAUCCUCUGAUAUACCCAGCCACGCCGCAGUGACUGGAUCAACGUAAGAACCCUGCAGUUGUCUGCUCUGACGGCUGGAGCUAGAUCCCGUAAUGAUGAUUCCUUCCGCCGACUUCGAAAGAUUACGGUAAGGUCGACAAGGAAUGACCGGAAGCAAUAUUGAGCUGAAAUAACGACCACAAUGGAACAGGUCUCGAACGUUGGUGACACUCGAAAACUCUACCAACCUAUCUGCCAGGAUAGUGGUAAACCCUCUACACAGAGUGGCUCCGUUCGCGACGUGAAUGGCGCCCUUAUUGCCGACAUCUCGGCCACAAUCGAGCGUUGCGUGGGCACUUCGAACACCAUCUCAGCUUCGAUACCUAACCCACCACGCCCUUGGUCUCCUCUGGAGCGGAGUUUCUUCCCUCUCCAAACUGUGCAGUGUCAUACGACCCCCUUCUGAAGGAGAAAUCGCCUAUUCCAUACGAAAGCUACACAACAACAAGGCACCCGGAGGGAACGAUAUACCCGCUGCAAUCUACAAAUCUUGUGUCGAUACUCUGGUGCCCUGGUUCAGUGAGGUGAUUGAACAAGCGUGGGGAGACGCGGUUGUUCCCGAUCGUUGGGGUUCAAGGAUCCUUGUACCUAUCCUCAAGGCAAGAUGCGAGAACUACCGCAGCGUGAGCCUCAUCGACGUCGCUCCGAAGGUCAUCGCCGUCGUCCUACUCAGGCGAUUCCAGGCUGUGCGUGACUAUAGGACAAGGCCUGAGCAAGCCGUUUUUAGUGCUGGACGUGGAUGCGCGAACCAGGCAUUCACACGAAGGCGUAUUCUCGAAUCUCGUCAUAGCUACCAGCAACCGGCGGCCGUCUACUUUGCUGACUUUGCUGCCGCUUUCGAUUCCGUCCAUCGUGAGUUCCUCGUGUGCGGAUAAUGACACUAGAUGGCGUACCGCCAAGACUAUCGCCAUGCUUAAGGCCUAUUAUCGAUCAACCACUGCGAGAGUUCUAAUCCACAACAAUCUUUCCGGACCGUUUGAUAUUAGGUCUUGGCGUUCGACAGGGUUGCAUCCUGCCGCCCAUUCUGCUCAACUAAACUCGGUAGGACCCUAUACGGAGGUGACGGUAUUGAGUUUAAACCCGGAAGCCCACUGACUGGUCUCGAUUAUGCCGGUAGUAUUACCAUACUUGCCGCAAGUUUUGGUGAUCUGCAGUCUGUGGUGUCACGGGUAAAUAAAACCGUUAAAUCGGUCGGUUUAUCCAUAAACGCUGGGAAAACUAAAGUGUUUUCAAGCUGCAUCCCUGACCAGGAGAAGGCACCUCUCGGGACUGAUGGCUGUAAAUUUGAAGAAGUAGACCGUUUUAAAUACCUCAAGGCAAGGCUGCUACCGAAUGGACAAAGUGAGGACGAAAUUGUCUCCCGAAUUUAUGCUGCCCGCCGGGUCUUAAGCUUUAGAAAAUGCCCAUGAAUCCGACGUGAAAUCUCCAUCGCCACUAAGAUUCGCGCGUAUCAUGCAUCUGUCCGGUCUGUCCCUCUCUAUGUUUGUGAAUGCUGGCCUGUGCGCGUGGAGGACGGGCGAAAAAUUGGGAGUAUUUGAGCACCACUGCUUGGAGACGAUCCUUCGAGUGAAGUACACCGACUUCGUCUCAAAUGAGACAGUCCGCACUCGCCGCGACAAUAUCGCAAGGUUAUCUGUGGCCAUCCAAACAUGCGACUGAGGUGGUUUGGGAAUAUUCUUCGUCGUUCACCUCAGGAUCUCAGUGUUACUACCCUCGAUCCGGCACCGUUACUCCAUUGGAGGCGUUGAAGAGGGGGUCAACUCAAAUGCUGGCUCGAGACAGUUCAUCAGGACAUGGAGGUGGUUCUCGGACCUUCGGUAUUCGGUCUCCGUCGUUGGUGAAGAGAACGGAUUGAGCUGUCUAGAUCUGCUGCCUUGGAUCGUUACGCAUGGGGAGGUACAGUUCGAGAUAUCAUCGAGGCCGGCUAAAUCAGACAUGAUCACAGCCGUACUAAGUGCGAGUACAAGUAAGUAAACCUGCGCGAAUCAUGAGGUCCGCCGUUCGGUACUGUCCUACUACCCAGGCCUGUGACCUCCUCAGCUUCCUGUAUUUUGCAUCGAGAAAGUAGUUGCUACUUUCAAGAGUAGCAGACCUACGAGUUUUAUCUAAGUAACAACGUUAUUUUAUGCCCCAAUCGCAUCAUUCACGUUCGUAUAGGAAUUCGAAUUAUCCGCUUCAAAAUUCUUUUGUAAUUACAGUCCCUUUGCUGCCAUUUCAGGUAGUUCAGCCCCUGAUUGAAUCCUGCACCAAAGAGAACAUUGCAAAGGGCAAGAACUGGGCUGUGGACCAGAUGUCAAAAAGUGAGGAUCUCACAAGUCUGAUGGGAGAAUAUUUACUCUAUCGUGUGGCCAGCACAGACGCCACCUUCGACCUUCGCUUGCACAUUGUUUACUUGUUGAAUGACCUUCUCCACCACAUUAAGCGCCGAGGUGUGACAUCCCACUUUCAGGUAAGUUUUUCUGCCAACUUAACUUAUACCGUCAAAUAAUAGGGGCAAUUAAUCACUUUUCUCCUUUACCGAAAUGCCAACUUGAGAUAUCAAGUGACAUGCCUGUUGCGCCUACUUGCUACCUCCGUAGGAUGCAAAAGAGGGUCCUGCACGAAUAAAUGACCCGACCCAACACCCACGUAUGGCUCUUGUAGAAAAACGUGACGAUCGAGGUGAGGGGCGGUUGGAGCUACGCCGCUGCACUGACUCAUGGCAUGUGUUACUCUGGCCGUGCUGAGUCUGUGUGGGACCAUGAAGAAUAGCCAUGCGUGCAUAUCGUGCACGUUAGACAAGGGCUCACUUUGCGUUAAACACCUUCCAGUCUUGUCAUCAGCUGGCUGACAGGCCAAUACCGGCGAUUGGGAGACGAGAGAGAGAAGCUGAUGUCAAGGCACCUUUCUUCAUCGAAAUUUGGCACGUUAUUGUCCAUCAUAAACCUGAUAAACAUGAAACUCAAGAUGCACUAAGAGUUGUGACCUGAACGAUUGCAACCGCGCACAAUUCCGUCUCUAGGCGCUUGUCACUGGGACAUGGAAGAGGAACGAGGGAGUGUGCUCGACCAAUUUCGGGCCCUGCUCUUAGUUCCUUAUUAGCAACGAUAUACGCUUUUAAGCUGUCACAUGUUAACAGUUAUGGCUGGAAAGGAACUCGGCCGAGGGCCAGGUUGCAACGGCUCCCUUAGUGUGACCAUUUACCCACUUGCACGAUGUUCAAGCAAUGAUCACACCAAGUGCGACGAUCCCGGAUGAAGGGGGGAGCCGUAAAUGUUCAUAGGUAUGCGGUAGCAUGGCUAAUGCAUCCUAUAAAUACCGCAGCCCCUUGUGCAACAACCACCCGUUUCUGCUUUUUUGCCCCUGAUGAUGGAUUCGAGUAGGAAUCCGAAACGUCAGGCUAAUAAAGGUCUUUUCCCGACGAUCGUGUCUCCUUCGUCAAGCUCUCCCUUGUAUCCUAGUACCCAUGAGUUUAGUUACCGGGCAGUGAGUGGAACGCGUGGCCGGACCCUUCAUUUUGCUAGCCACGCCGCCCAUGCCCGUCUCCAGUCGCUAUGUUCAGCGGAGCAUAGUUGAUGUGAGAAUAAUGAAUGAACUGGAUGCAUCGCAGGUCUGAUUCACUAUAAAAAUAUUCAUUUACAGAUCAUCACUUUGUCCUCAAAAGUGGCGAAUAUACGGUCAAACUAUUGAAUGAAUGUAAAGAUGUCAAUCUUGUCUCUUGCUGGAUGGCUUAUACUGGUAUUCUCGUUCACCUGAUUCAUGGGGUUCCCCGGAAAUUCUAGGCCCAGAUGAAUCCAGUGGUAACCCUACGUUCUACUUAUUGGUAUGAGAGCAAAGUAGGAUCCUUCUUGAAGUUGGGAAUGCAGGAUAUUUCUGGAGAUCGCAAGAGAGGUCGUAAGUAUCAAAGUAGCUCACGCUCUUUGCCGGAAUGCCCUGGUAGACAGCCUUUCUGAGAAAGUAGCCAUGAGCUUUUCCUCCUUGACAGGUGUGGGAUUCGAAAGUGCAUAGGGUAAUUUUUACGUAUGACUGAUAGCUUACAGCAAAAGAAACCCGUAACUGCUUACUUUAUAAAGAACACCGGCCGUCAACAUUUGGCCCUUCUGACAAUUUCUGGCAGCCUCCGAGAAGAUUUAAAAAAAAUCUGCCAAGGUUCCUAAUUAGUUACGAUUUCUUAUGCCUGUCGCCGUCCUGGAAAGAUCUUUUACCUGAUCAGAAAAAAUAUUUGUGACACGCUUGUUGUACACGUUCAGCAGUGAUAUUGCUCUUUGUAGGACACUCUUCACAAAAUCGUCGUACCAAUAUACUGCCUGGCCGUGGAAAUGGCUGACAAUGAAAAACAGGCAAAAUUGACGCGUGUGCUUGAUCUGUGGGACACGAACGGCUACUUACCGCCGGAUGUCCUCAAAAAUAUGCGGUUGCCGGACUGUGAUGAAUUCCUUCGCAAGUGGAAGGAAGAGCAAAAGCAGGUGAGAGGCCUACAUGUCGCUCGCAGUUGUACUUUAUAAAAAACUUCACUUACAGUCAGCCUGCGACUAGUCAUUGCCAUCCACCGCCUGCUCACUUUCCGCUUUAAUAAUUUUCAACGUAAAAGUUCAUUGAACGUAAACCCAUGUAGUUUUCCAAAAUCAAAAGUAACUAGUAACUUGGGUUUUUAGAGGCUUUUGCUCUCGCCAAUACGAUUUCAUUUUCGUUUUUUGUGACAUCUAAAGCUAAGAAGGGAAUUCCGGACAGUGCCAGUUGAAGAACGAUAAUGACGCAUUUUACGACAGCAAUAGCAGCUAGGCAACUUCACUAUUGCCGUCACUGUCGGGUACCCUGUGAGCCGCUUUAACAUUCAGAAACAUAAUAAUUUUUCCGACAUUGUUUUUUUACCUAUUUGUUUCGAAUGUUGAAAAGUUAUUCCUUAGAAUUAUGGGAAAGUUCACGUUUUAGUAUUGCGUAUAAAUUAUUGAAUUCUAGUUGGAGAAACAGCGCUCCAUUGCCGUAGCAUCCAGGAGGAACUAGGGACAUCUACUGGGAGACGUUCUUGCGAGCUUGAAGUCUAACUGACUUCGUUGCAGCAUUCGAAAACAUAUUUAAACAUGCUAACUGAGAAUCAAGCUUUGGUUACCAUUAACGUUUACCUACACAAGGUGCUAUCGGUGCCAGAAUUAGAGUCCACAGAUUAUGAACAGCGAUUAAACUGCGUAAUUCGAGUUCAGUAGAUCGUUAGGGAGGACGAUGGCGCUAUAUGCACAGGUUGAUAGCAGGGAAUAAGUCCCAGUUUCGGCUGAAUAACUCUGUAAAUAGACAGAAUGCCAGCUUCUGAAGCAUCAUCCAUUCAUGGGCAUGAAUUGCACCCUGUCAGGGUCACGGCAGGAUAUCUGGUCAUUACUUUUUUGAGGAAGGAGAUGGAAAUGCAGUUGCAGUGACCGACGGUUGGUGUCGAUCAGUGCUGGAAAAUUUUUUGUGCCCUGCAAUGGAGAACAGAAUAUGAUGGCGGCAUGACAAAGUAAUUGCCCUACAGUGCAGCUAAUAAGAUAGGCUUUCAAAAAGUAAAUAAUUUCGCAAAAUUCAGAUUUCAGUUGACGCCUCCAUUUUCGCCCGGUUUAACGGCAUUGGGGGUUUUUCCAUGGGACUCACUGCCCAUGGGAUGGGAUGUAUAUUGAUAAGCCUGAAGCAUUCCUGCGUCAAAUAGGGCAAUAUUCAGGGUGAAGUUCAAUCAUUGCUAAAAAUACCUCAAAAAGAUCCUGCGCCUCGAAUCGGAGAAGGGAGAUCACUUGCGCGGCACUAUUCUCCCUACAUGGUUAAAAAUUCCUGUUUUCGUACUCCAUAUCAUUAGAAAGGCGAAUAAACAUAGCCAAACAAACAUUUACUCGAUUUUUAAGUGUAAAGGCACUUAUGGGUCGCUCUAUACUAUCAUUACUGCUACCGCCACGCCGCUAUUACUACUACUGCUGCCGCUGCUGUCUGUGUACGUUUCUGCUCAUAUAUCUAUUUGCCGCGCUUGCCAAUGAUGUAGCCUUGCCGAUUUUUUGUGGGUUACUGUCUGAUUUGUCCUACUUUACCACCUUCUGCCCCUUGACCUUGAACAGAUCUGCGAAGCCAGGAUCGCGGCCAUUGAGUCUGAGCACAACGAACGCUACGAGUCAAUGCGAAAGCAGCAUGAGCAAUUCGCGGAACAUGUUCGCAAGUCCAUAGCGGCGCGCGAAGAAACGGCAUCUUCCGCAGCGACGGGCGGCAAGGCAGGGGAGGGUGUAAACGAGAGCUCUCAGCAACCAAACACUGAGGAUGUGAGGAACAAUGUUUCCGAGUCAGAAAGAAAACCCGAGGAUUUCCGCGUAGAGGAGCAUGUUCCACCACCUCCUCUGCCAUUUGACCGUCCACCGAUGCAUGUGAGUCUCUCUGUGCGCCCACACCCUUCUCCAGUCUUACCAUUGGAGCACGAUGGGUGUGGGGAAGAGAGAUUAGGGCCGAUUAUGUUCAAGUCUCUCACGCACAAGUUAACCUUGUUUUCCCCCAAGUGCUGCUAUUCCUCGUGAAGUCCGGCGAACUAAUAUGCUUCGAAAAUGAGAGAGGCAGCGUGGUACCAACCAAAGGUAAAAGUAAGCAGUAGUCGGCCCGCAAUGGCAACAACCACCACUACAACGGUGCCCAUUAUAGAUGCAGCAGCCCGCGGCAUGGUGUCGCAUCGCCAGUAUAAAGUAUCAGCAGCGUAUAUAUGUGAAGGAUUUCUCGGUAUCUGCAGCUCAUGCUACCUACCAUGCUACUUUUUAAAUGUUCAGAACCGAAGCCGCCAGGAUGUUCUUGUUCUACCUCAGCACUCAUCCUCACAUAACCUCGCGGACCUAACACACUUUCGUUUUCCCGUUUGUCUUACCCAGGACCCUAACUUUCACCCGUGGAUGUCUGCAGGCGGUCCUCCUCCGAUAAACAAUGCUGGAUACCUCCCACCUCCGGGCGAGCGUUCCGACCGCUACCCCCCUGGUGCCUACGAUCCCCCCCGACACUUUGACGGUCCACCCGGUUUUCCGCCGCCAGCACCACGCGAUCCUGAAGGCUGGCAUUAUCCCCCGGCCGGCUACCCACCACGUCGUGGCCCAGGUGACGAUGACAUGUACUACAGGGGUGGCACUGACGAUGACGGUCACUACGACUCCUACGAGAUGCGUGGAGGUCCUUAUCGCGGCGGACCCCGGGAUCGGCAUCGUGCAGAAAUGGCGCACGGGCCCGGUAUGCUGUGCUUUUUUCUUUGAAAUCCGUGCGCCUACGGGUGUUUCUACUUCUCUUUAUAUUUGACCGGCCAGAAUUUUUUUGAGUUACCUAUAAACUUUGUUUGCUCAGGUGGCAUUUACGAAGGCGAUGACUACUAUGAUGAAUAUCGCCCCUCCGAUCGCUACCAUUAUUCACGUCGGUACCCAGAGGGAGGUGGCGGCUCAUACGAAGGUCGUGACUGGGAUCACCGCGCAGGCCGUCACUCAGGCCGAUCGCCGCCACCCGCCUCAAUGCGACGCGACUCGCCCUCUUCUCUGGAACCUGACCAACAACACCACCCGCGAGCACCGUCACCGACACCCCCAGCAGCAGCGGCAGCGGCAGCACCGCAACAACAGGCUCAGCAGGCACCAGCCACUUUGCCUCCACCUCUUCCUCGGGCACCCUCCCCCAGCGACCUCGUUCCCAAAGUACCGCACUGGCAGCUGCCCGCCGGUCUGAUGCACUCUCUUAUAGCAUUACGAGACUUCGAGUUUAAGCCUCUGGACACCAGCAAACUGCGUCUCUUGCCGAUGGAACCCCCCUCGGAGCAUCUGCUUCGUGCUAUAGACGCUUUCUACUCGCCGCCCACACACGAUCGGCCACGAGAUCCAGAGGGCUGGGAGCAACUGGGUCUUUAUGAGUUCUACCGGGCUAAAGAAGAGGCGCGUCAACGACUUAACUCCAAAAGGGAGAAGCCAAAGGUACUGUUCCGUGCUCCAUUUUUUCAUGAAUUUCUGUCCUUCGUCCCACCCUCUGAUGCAUUUCAUUUUGAUAAAUGAUUGUCUUGGCAGUAGAAUUUUGUGCCCGGUUUGUUUACACUUCUUGAACUUCUGGUCUACUGCAGGCUGCCGGAAAAGAGUCCAAGCGCGUCAGAACUCUCAGUAGCAGCAGUGCGGCCAUCUCCGACACGACAACUAGUGAAUCUGAAGAGCGAAAAGAAGACGAAGAUGAAGCCGACAACGACAAGAAGAAAGAUAAAGAGGAGAGGGAGGAUGACGACAACCCGGACGCUCAUCCCUUCCGUAUGUUUGAUCGACGUUCUGUUUCCGGUGCCAACAGUCGAGGUCCACCGCAUUUGGCCUACCUAACUGCCUACCCAGUCACCGCCAUCGGCCAGGCCAUACGAACCGGUCCGGCUGCUCUACUUGCUGUUCCACCACCCAACUUUGGCCUGAAAUCUGCCGUGCCGGCGGACGGCGGUCACCAUUCUCUCAUAGCGCCAGCCAACUCCACAGCAUCGUCCAACUUUAGCGGCGAACCGUCGGGCGCGGAUCGCACCUCUGCUCUGCCAUCAAGUACGUUCGCGCCGUCACAAACGGCUGUUGCGCCGCCUGUGGGCUACAUGAACUUCCCCCCGCCACCCAUACCUGGGCCCACACCAGCAACUGGACCUCCGACGCAGUUACUCACACGUGACUCCGUGAGCUAUCGUCGUUUCGACAAUCGUCGUCGAUCGCGCUCCCGAUCAAGGUCGCGUUCGAGGUCCCGCUCCUACUCUCGCUCGCCUUCGAGGUCUCGGUCAUCCGGGUGGGUUCGUCUUUUAGUGGUAGUGAAAUUUACUACGACAUUUGUCUGAUAAUUUGGUAUAUCUCACCUUGAGCUGCAUUUAAAAAAAAACAACUGCGAAUUUGGUUUUAGGUCCCGGUCCAGGUCACGAUCUCCCUCGCGAUCACGGUCCCGCUCCUCACGUAGCCGAUCUGGCGAUAACGGCGGAGAUCGCCGCUCAGAUCGGGGUCGUUCCCGCAGCCGAUCUAGGUCGAGAUCACAGUCGCCCACCGAAUCACAAUCCUCACUAUCUCGAUCACGGUCUCGUCAGGGUGGUGGGUCCGUCACCACCGCCGGCUUCAUGCGGCGUGACCAAAGGAAUCAAGCCAAGUAGGCUGACAUCCCGUUUCUUUGGGCUAUUUUGCUUCCCUCGAGCUCUACGUUCUUCUGUUUUCGUUAGGUCGUGUACAAUUUUGGCGUAGGCCUAAUGUCAGCAGCUCUUUUGCUUCAUUUGAAGCCCACUUACUUUCUGCCUUCCACACAUUCAGCUCGCCCCGACCGCCGCGUGGCUGGGGUGGCAACUACGACUAUGGACCGCCAAACAUGGGCCCGUACGACGGAGGACAUGGGGGUCCGGGCAUGCAUCAACCCGGUAUGAUGCCGCCAAAUCAAAUGUUUGGUGGUUACCACCAGGUAUGCUAUUUCCUGUCAAUAGAGAUCAUCUCCUAUCUCUGGCUUCUUCUUCUUCUUCUUCUUCUUCUUCUUCUUCUUCUUCUUCUUCUUCUUCUUUCACUGCGUUGUUGGGUGAGGGGUAAUGAACCCAUCUGUCCGCAAAAUUUCUGCUUCUUUAGCCGUAUGGACCUGGCGGUGGUGGUGCAGGCGGCUAUCGAGGCGGUGGUUACGGCAACGGACCUCCACCGCCCAUGGGGGGACCCCGCGGUGGCGCAAUGGGAGGCCCAAUGAUGGGACCAUAUGGCUGUGGCGGCUACGGGUACGGAGGUGGUCCUCAAUCUGGAGGCCGCAGACCUGGUGGCGGCUACGGCGGCGGUCGAUGA